Messenger RNA from Meleagris gallopavo (turkey), 1634 nucleotides. The record is from RefSeq and is a predicted model, not a curated record. NCBI's taxonomy places the organism in Eukaryota, Metazoa, Chordata, Aves, Galliformes, Phasianidae.
AUGACUUCUCAGGAAGAGGCUCAAGGGGGAAAUCCCACUACUGGAAGUCUUGAAAUCAUCUCUAUUACAGAAGAUGGACCACCAGUACCAGAAAUUCAGUUCUCCUUCAAAAGAUUUUUCAGCAUACAAGUGAGAGUUGAUCCCAGUGCAGAUGGAUCUGGGGAUAUUGAACCACCUUCAAUGUGCCAAGUAUUAACCUCCCCCAAAUACCUUCCAUAUGUCUGUGCUUUAUUCUUUGUAGUAAUCCUAGCAGCUGCCACUGGCCUGGGUGUCCAAUACAACUGCAUUGGGAAGUUUCGCUGCCGAUCAUCCUUCAAGUGUAUCCAGAAAUCAGCCAGGUGCAAUGGUGUCUUCAACUGUAAAGAAGGGGAAGAUGAGUAUGGAUGUGUCAGGCUGAGUGGCAAGAGAGCUGUGCUGCAGGUGUUCACCUCUGGAUCUUGGCGAACAGUCUGUUCUGAUGACUGGAAGGCAGAGUAUGGAAAUACUACCUGUAAACACCUGGGUUUCUCAAGUUAUGUGAGUUCAGGUUACCUGCCUGUGGCUGCUGUUGAAAAACAGUUUCAAAGACAUUUUGUAUCCCUCAGCCAUUGGUUACCCAUGGAUCAAGUGACAUCCCUGCACAAUGCAACAAACUUGAGGGAAGAAUGCAAUUCUGGCAGUGUAAUCGCCUUAAAGUGUUUGGCAUGCGGGAUGCGAGCCAGCUACAGGCCGCGGAUUGUGGGAGGCAAUGCAUCCUUGCCCCAGCAAUGGCCUUGGCAGGUCAGCCUGCAGUUCCAUGGGCACCACCUCUGUGGAGGGUCUGUCAUCACCCCACGCUGGAUCAUCACAGCUGCACACUGUGUCUACGACUUGUACUUACCAAGCUCCUGGAGUGUGCAAGUUGGCUUUGUGACUCAGCAAGAUACCCAGGUUCACACAUAUUCAGUGGAAAAGAUUAUAUACCAUCGAAAUUAUAAACCCAAGACGAUGGGAAAUGAUAUAGCACUGAUGAAACUGGCAGCACCACUUGCUUUCAAUGGUCACAUAGAGCCAAUUUGUCUGCCUAAUUUUGGUGAACAGUUCCCAGAAGGAAAAAUGUGUUGGGUAUCAGGAUGGGGAGCAACUGUUGAAGGAGGUGAUACAUCCGAAACCAUGAAUUACGCAGGUGUUCCCUUGAUUUCUAAUAGAAUUUGCAAUCACAGGGAUGUCUAUGGUGGGAUCAUAACCUCUUCAAUGCUUUGUGCCGGUUUCCUAAAGGGAGGGGUGGACACCUGCCAGGGAGACAGUGGGGGCCCUUUAGCAUGUGAAGAUAUGAGUAUCUGGAAGUUGGUGGGAACCACCAGCUUUGGAGUGGGCUGUGCAGAAGCGAACAAGCCUGGUGUCUACAGCCGAACUACCUCCUUCCUGGGCUGGAUACACGAGCAGAUGGAGUAUCUUCGUCAUUGUGUUUCCCCUACAUCUAACCAUAGGUUCCAGAAAUGGCUGGCAUUUUGCAUAUGCAAGAUAAGUGAAGACAUUUCAGAUGAAUGUCAUAUAUGGUGAAGUAAUCAAGAGGGAAAAAAGUACAGUUAAAAAUUUGUUUGACUAGAUGCUAACAAGUCAUAAUUUUUCACAGGGACAUCCUUCAGAUUAGACAUUUAUUCAUCCUUGUCAAA